Messenger RNA from Lottia gigantea (owl limpet), 870 nucleotides. RefSeq lists its product as hypothetical. The record is from RefSeq and is a predicted model, not a curated record. The coding region runs from base 1 to 870 and encodes 289 amino acids. The transcript has a single exon. NCBI's taxonomy places the organism in Eukaryota, Metazoa, Mollusca, Gastropoda, Lottiidae.
AUGACGUUGUAUGAUGUUGUAUGGCGUCACUUAGUAAGGGCCGGUAUACCAGCUGCUCGGGUAUAUAUUAUUGCGUUAGUGUGUGGCUGGUAUGCCAGCUGCUCAGGUAUAUAUUAUUGCGUAAGUGUGUGGCCGGUAUACCAGCUGCUCAGGUACCGGUAUAUAUUAUUGCGUAAGUGUGUGGCUGGUAUACCAGCUGCUUGGGUAUAUAUUAUUGCGUUAGUGUGUGGCUGGUAUGCCAGCUGCUCAGGUAUAUAUUAUUGCGUAAGUGUGUGGCCGGUAUACCAGCUGCUCAGGUAUAUAUUAUUGCGUAAGUGUGUGGCUGGUAUACUAGCUGCUCGGGUAUAUAUUAUUGCAUUAGUGUGUGGCUGGUAUACCAGCUGCUCGGGUAUAUAUUAUUGCGUAAGUGUGUGGCCGGUAUACCAGCUGCUCAGGUACCGGUAUAUAUUAUUGCGUAAGUGUGUGGCUGGUAUACCAGCUGCUCGGGUAUAUAUUAUUGCGUUAGUGUGUGGCUGGUAUGCCAGCUGCUCAGGUAUAUAUUAUUGCGUAAGUGUGUGGCCGGUAUACCAGCUGCUCAGGUAUAUAUUAUUGCGUAAGUGUGUGGCUGGUAUACUAGCUGCUCGGGUAUAUAUUAUUGCAUUAGUGUGUGGCUGGUAUACCAGCUGCUCGGGUAUAUAUUGCGUUAGUGUGUGGCCGGUAUACCAGCUGCUCGGGUAUAUAUUAUUGCGUAAGUGUGUGGCCGGUAUACCAGCUGCUCAGGUAUAUAUUAUUGCGUUAGUGUGUGGCUGGUAUACCGGCUGCUCGGGUAUAUAUUAUUGCGUUAGUGUGUGGCUGGUAUACCAGCUGCUCUGGUAUAUAUUAUUGCGUUAG